CCAAACCCAUUUAAGCAUGGAGCAAAAUCUAAAAAAAGAAAAUGUUUUCGGAAUUGCCAAAAACAGAUUCAUUCUCAUUCUUUGUGAGAGCGUCGAAUCAAAUUGAUAAGAGUGAACGAGCGAAAGAAAGGAACAGCAGAGAAAGAGAACGACGAUGAGUGGAAUAGUGAAGAAAGUAACAGAUGUGGCAUUCAAGGCAUCUAAGAACAUAGAUUGGGAUGGAAUGGCUAAGCUUAUUGUCUCCGAUGAAGCUCGCAAAGAGUUCGCUUCUCUCCGUCGCGCUUUUAAUGAAGUCAACUCACAGCUCGAAACCAAGUUUAGCCAGGAACCUGAACCAGUAGAUUGGGAAUAUUAUAGAAAGCAAAUUGGUUCUCGCUUGGUUGAUGUGUACAAGGAAGCAUACGACAGCAUUGAGAUCCCAAAGUAUGUAGACACUGUCACUCCUCAAUACAAACCAAAGUUUGAUUCUCUGUUGGUGGAACUCAAAGAAGCAGAACAGAAAUCCCUUAAGGAGUCUGAAAGACUUGAAAAGGAGAUUGCAGAAGUUCAAGAGUUGAAGAAAAAGCUCAGUACCAUGACUGCUGAUGAAUACUUUGAGAAGCACCCUGAGUUAAAGAAGAAGUUUGAUGAUGAAAUCCGCAACGAUUACUGGGGUUAUUGAUUUUGGGUCUGUGCAUCAGUCAUUCGGUAUUUUUGAAAAGGAUGUUCAGGUUGUCCAAAAUACCAUGGUCACAGAAUUGAAAAUUCAGAAGUGAUUUGUAUCUUCUUAGAAUUAGCAAGUACAAGAUACUUGUGUUUUGACUCAACAUGAAGCAGUGAUGACGAUGAUAAUCUCAUGUCAAAUGAGAAUCAUGAACUCAUAUAUUAUCGACUUGUUCGGUUAAUUUGUUUUAUGAGGCUUAUCAUGUAAGUAAUCCAUUAAAUUUCCAGGAUCUACUUGCUUUCAAGUAACUAGAGUCAUAUUUUCUAA
Ricinus communis (castor bean) is the source of this 970-nucleotide messenger RNA. Its product is annotated as ATP synthase subunit d, mitochondrial. Gene Ontology annotation, molecular function: proton transmembrane transporter activity. Bases 155 to 661 code for a protein of 168 amino acids. Gene Ontology annotation, biological process: proton motive force-driven ATP synthesis. NCBI's taxonomy places the organism in Eukaryota, Viridiplantae, Streptophyta, Magnoliopsida, Malpighiales, Euphorbiaceae. The record is from RefSeq and is a predicted model, not a curated record. The transcript is spliced from 5 exons.